This is a messenger RNA of Cervus elaphus (red deer), 3560 nucleotides long. It is a transcript of the gene OMP, whose product is annotated as olfactory marker protein. The transcript has a single exon. The record is from RefSeq and is a predicted model, not a curated record. Gene Ontology annotation, biological process: sensory perception of smell; signal transduction. Bases 229 to 720 code for a protein of 163 amino acids. Gene Ontology annotation, cellular component: axon; neuronal cell body; cytosol. Lineage: Eukaryota; Metazoa; Chordata; Mammalia; Artiodactyla; Cervidae.
CUUCUGCGACGAGCAGAGGAGAUGGCGUUGGGGAUCCCGCCCUCCUAGGCACCCCGUUUGGAAGACUGGGUGGGGCAGGGAAGAGCCAGUGGCAAAGGGGGCGAGGCAAGGGGAGGGUCAGUAGGGGAGGCGGGGCCCCUGUUUGGUGGCCUCUUGCCUCGGCGGUGAGCCCCAGUCCACUCAGCUCCCAGACGGCGAGGCGGCAUCAGCAGCAGUAGCAAGUGGGCCAUGGCGGAGGACGAGCCGAAGCCUUCGCAGCUCAGCAUGCCUUUAGUCCUGGACCGGGACCUGACCAAGCAGAUGCGGCUGCGCGUGGAGAGCCUGAAGCAGCGCGGGCAGAAGCGCCAGGAUGGCGAGAAGCUGCUGCGGCCGGCCGAGUCCGUGUACCGCAUUGACUUCAUCCAGCAGCACAGGCUGCAGUUUGAGCGCUGGGACGUCGUGCUGGACCAGCCGGGCAAGGUCACCAUCACGGGCACCUCCCAGAACUGGACGCCCGACCUCACCAACCUCAUGACGCGGCAGCUGCUCGACCCCGCGGCCAUCUUCUGGCGCAAGGAGGACUCGGAGGUCAUGGACUGGAAUGAGGCCGACGCCCUGGAGUUCGGGGAGCGCCUGUCCGACCUGGCCAAGAUCCGCAAGGUCAUGUACUUCCUCAUCACCUUCAGCGAGGGCCUUGAGCCCGCCAACCUCAAGGCUUCCGUGGUCUUUAACCAGCUCUGAUGGAAGCAGCUGGUUGCCACCCCCUCCCCUUGCCCACUUGCCUGCUCCCUGCACCUCCCCCUCCCCCCCAGGUGUGUGUUUGGGGACAUUAUCUUCUAGCUACUGGCCUGUACUUGCUUGGCCGGAGGGAGCCUGCGUCCUUCCUCCUCUCCUUUCCCUGGUGCUGACGCUCCCCGCUCAUGGGAGGAAGAUGCAAACUCUUUGUAGUCUAGAAGCUAAGCUGGCUGCCACUGCUUCUGCUGUAGACCGUGGUGGCCUGGUCCGGGCCAGUGUGGGAAGAUGAGAGGCCAUGGGAGAUUGCCUUCUGUCUGCUCCAUCGCUGGGAGAAACUGAGAGAGACCAAGAUAGAAUCAGCAACAGGCAGAGAGAGACAUAACUAAAGAACCAGCCUUCCGGCUUCCUCCAGAGACAGAGAGGCAGAGACGACAGAGUAGCCUCCUUGGAGAGUCUGGCAAACAGGCAUUUGCUGCCCUCCUGGCCACAAAGCCUUUCCCUGGAGUCCGUGUCCGGAUGUGAACACCCAGCCCGAGAACCCAGGAAGGCGCUUCUCUGGGUACCUUGUGUGGUCCCACGACACCUUACUCUUAACACAUCCGGCCGGGGUGCCGUGGGGGCUGAUUUGGGCAUGGGGAGUGGCUGGCAUGCUGGGGGCUGUGCAGACCAACUCUUGUUCUUCUGAGAAUGACUUCAGGAGGGGAGAAGUGAAGGGGGACAUCUGUCUAUCUAUACAUAUACAUGUAUGUCAAGAGGGAUCAUGCUAUGUUCAUUUGGAUAUAUUCUGUACCUGCCCUGUGAACAAGUCUGACUCUAGAUGAUCUAUCAUAUAGUCACCCAGCUGGUUGCCUGGUGGCCUUUAGCAGGAGCUUGAUCAGGGUGGCACUGGGGACGGGGUGCUUCUGAGCUGGGAGAGGUUCAUGCAGUGAAGUGGGGAGCAGUAUAGUAAGCAGAUUUCCCUCUGCCAGGGUGGGGGGAGCUGGAUAGACGGGUCCAGAGCCCUGGAGCUGGAGGCAGUAGCAUCUCUGGGGCUUGCUGGGAUGUCAGGCUCUUCCUGGGUGACUGUUGGAAGAUGGUGAGCACAUCGUCCCAGUGUGGCAUCUUUGGUGGAGGCAAAGGGUGGGGAUGGACAUGGCCUGGGAGAGCAGUUGUGACAGCUGAUGGUCAGAAAUGGGCUGGGGGUGGCAGCAUGGUGUGAUGGUGGAACACUGGCCUCAGAGGUUGCUGGGCGCAACCCACUCACCAGAGAGGGAAACUGAGGCACAGUUGCCAGCAGAUUCAGUUCCAGCCCCCACGCCUCACUCCCCUUCACACUACACAGGCCCAGAGUUCUGGCAUCAGCCAAGGGCGCUUCAGGAGGUAUCUCCAGGCCAGCCCCUUUUUUUUUUUUUUUUGGUCAGGGAUGAGCCUGUGAUAAUUUGCUCAAGAGGCAGAGCUGUCGAGGGGUUGGAGGGCCCUGGGAACAGAGGCAGUGAGAGAUGGAGGAUGAGAGCCAACCCCAGUGAUCGGCGCUGCUGGUAGGGCAGGCAAGUGGAAGCAGCUGGAGUAGGAUUCUUCACUGGAAAGUUUGAUGUGAUGUGAGCAAUGGUCCGUCCUAACUCAAGGCUCAGGGGUCUAUUCCGGGACAUGCCAGGAUUCCUGAGUGCUCUCUGCUGACUCCGAGAGAGCCUGGAGGCCAGACCCCGGCGGAUGGCGCAGCCCUUCUGUCUUUGCUUGACCUCUCCCCGCAGCUCUGGGGACCCUCUUGGUGCAGCCUGCUUGUACCCCCACCACGUCUGCCCCACGCAGGCGUGAGUGCCUCUGCCGUGGCCACUGUGCGUCCCCAAUAAAGCCUGUGUGGCCCACCUCGUGGUGUGCGUUCUCUCGUCAGGAGCCACCCCCUCCCUGGGCCCUCUCCACAGUCCUGCCCUCUCCUCCUGCUGCUGCUUUCAGGGACGAGUCCCCGAGCAGGCAGGUGACUGGCCCAAGAUCAGAUGUCAGGAUGGACUUUGAAACCAGGUGCCCUGACACCCAGCCAAGAACCAAUACCCCUGACAGUUUUUUCUCCAGUGGUUCCCAGACCAGCCUACGUGUGAGGCCUCUGGGAGGCAGGGGGCACCGAGAGGGGAUGGGGAGAACUCACCAAGUCAGGCUCCAUCUUGAGUCUCCCUCCCUUGCAGGGUGGCUGGGCAGGGGGCAGGUGGGACAGGAGAGUGGCUCAGGGGUAGGUAGGGUCAGGCCUGUGCCCAGGUUUCAUCUGGCUUCGGUCACUGAUUUGCUGCCUGUCCUCAGGCAGGCCUUGUUUCUCCCCCAGCCUCAGACUUUCUAAAGGGAACAGCCUGCUUCCGUGAAGCCCUUGCAUUCCUGCCCCGCUGACCGGAUAAGGCCCAUGCCACCAUGACGCCUUAGUGCCCCAACUGAGCCUGCCCCUCACUCAGUGUUUGGACAGUGACAACAGAAGCCCAAGGAGGAAGCUGCUUGCCUGAAGUCACAGCGGGUGUGGAGGGCCAGGGAGGGUGUAUAUGUGAACCAAGCUCUGGAUCUGUGGACCUUUGACCCCAUGACACUGGCCCCCUGGAAUGGGCAGGGGUGAUGCCCCCAUCCCACCGGAGGGCUCAGGCCCCAGGCGAGGCUGGUUUCUCUCCAGAGACAAGGUCAGGCCUCGCUUCAGAGGCCACUCUUCGGGUUUUGCUUCAGAACAACCCCCAGGCAGGUCUCGCAGCCCUGUCUUCCUCCACCCCAGAGCCCUGCCCAGAGCAGCCUCUUCCCCAAGCCCCACCGUCCAGCCACAGCCUCCAUCCACUCCUGAAGAUGCUUCUGGGAGGUGUGUGUGUGUGGGGGCGGGGGGCUGGAAACCGAGAGAGGAA